ACGGCGUCAGGGCCUGGCUGAGGGGCGUGAUUGGAGGGCGCUUUCAGCAUCCGCCCGCCCGCGGCAGCAGCCUCGGCCCCAGCUCGCCUGGCGGAGUUACACCAGGCAGCGGCGCGAGCUGGCUGAGCACACCGCACCGCCUGCUGGAGUCAGCCGGAGCCCUGCAGUGGCUUAGACGGUUGCUGGGACCACCAGGUGGGCUCCUUUCCCAAAGGCAGAGCAGCCAGGAGUGCUGAAUGCAAAAUCAGACACGCGUUAGGGAGCACUAACCAAAGCCUGCAGGAUGGACUUCGUCAUGAAGCAAGCCCUCGGAGGGGCCACCAAGGACAUGGGGAAGAUGCUGGGGGGAGAGGAGGAGAAGGACCCAGACGCACAGAAGAAGGAGGAGGAGCGGCAGGAGGCCCUGAGACAGCAGGAGGAAGAGCGCAAGGCCAAACAUGCCCGCAUGGAAGCGGAACGGGAGAAGGUCCGGCAGCAGAUCCGAGACAAGUAUGGGCUGAAGAAGAAAGAAGAGAAAGAGGCAGAGGAGAAGGCAGCCCUGGAACAGCCCUGUGAGGGAAGCCUGACCCGACCCAAGAAGGCCAUCCCUGCAGGCUGUGGGGACGAGGAGGAGGAGGAAGAGGAAAGCAUCCUGGACACAGUGCUCAAAUAUCUGCCGGGGCCGCUGCAGGACAUGUUCAAGAAGUAACCCCUCCUCCUCCCCCUUCCAUGUUCUGACUUUUUUUUUUUUUUUUGGUGUUCUUAGUCUUUCUUUUCUUUUUAUUCAGUUAAGUCUCAGUUCCAAAGAGGAAAACCUCAGUUGGCCUCUGCCCCCAUCCCUAGUCAGGGACUCCUCCCCUCCGCAAUCCUUUACAAACCCUUCAUCCUAGGAUUUCUAGUCCUGUUUCACUCCCAAGUAGCUUGGAAAAAAAAGAAGAAGACAGCUUUACUCCAGCAGGGGGCAUUGAACCCAGAGCCAAAGGCACUGGGUGUCCCUCCAAAAGCCCAUGGUCUAUGUUAGUGUGGUAAACCCCCCCCCAUACAUUCCUUCAUGCUCCCCACUGCCAGGAGGACCACUGUCCCCAGCCAGCCAAAGUAAUGACACAUUCCAGCCCUGCCCAGCAUGCUGACCUUUGGCCUCUGAACCCCCAGUGGGAGUCCAGGUCAGGGCAGAGGCCCCGAGUGGUCUGGCUCCAGGAAAGCUAUUCAGAGUAAGCCUGUCCUGGAGAGCCUAGCUCUGAAAGGCUCUAGCUGGGUCUGGCCAGGUUAGAACCUGGGCAGGAGGCUUGGGAUGCCCUCUUUCCUCUUCCUGGUGUCACUGGCCAGAAGAACAUCUCUCCCCAACCCAACCUAAAGAAGCAUGGCCUCUGCCAAGCUGCUCCUUCCAAAUGGAUCCUCUUUGGACUUUAGCACAUCUGUGGAGGAGCCCAGGGCUGGGCAACCCCUUAUUCUCUCUCAUCUGACUUAGGUCCUGGGACCCCCACUGCCAGGCUAGGCCCCAGUUUGCCAAGCCAAGGGGCUGCCCAGGCCCCCAGAAAAUACUUGGAGCCAUCGGGCAGUGAUGGUCUGUGCCAUGAGGCUCAUCACUGGUACAGCCAAACUGCCCCCAUUCCUGUCCACCCUUCUUCCCUCCACGUCCUGUCCAUGUGCUUCCAAGUCCCCAUUGCCCCCCAGGAGGACCUGUCUUGGCCAAAGCCCCAAACAGCUGGGGGGAAGCCAGUCGCCACCUGACAAAAGACUGUCCGUUCAUCCCACUGGCCAAAAGUCAGCUCUCCUCUGGGAUGUAUAGGACUGGUACGUGUCCUCACGUACCACAUUGUCAAAGCUUCCUGCUCUGUGACUUGUAUAGAAAUGGAGGGACAGAGGGGGAGGCACAAUGAGGGACGAGCGUGUGAGUCCUCACACACUAGAUAAUGUAUGGCAGACCCAUCAGACAUGUAGGUGCCGUGUGUCUUGAGAUCGCAUGUGUGUGUGUUCGCUCUGUGCUCCAGGCUGUUUAUCUGACGUACCUCGUGUACAUGUGUUUGUAGGAUGUAGUGUACCUGAGUUUCGGUUAUGUUCUCAGUAUGUGCUAGCCAUCUCACGUGUUUAAAGAUUGCAUGUGUUAGCUUGUAUAUGCAUGUGCUUUCAAAACGGCAUGUGUGUCAAGAGCGACAGGUUACAUGUUAGCUGCAGACAUGUGUGUUUGAGAGAGCUGUCAUGUGGGCUGAGACUGGCGUUCGUGUGUGUGGGUCUAAAGCAAGCAGUUGUGUGCAAAAGUACAAGUUCUUGCUUGGAGAGCAAGAACCAGACUAAGAUGCUUCCUCCCAACCCAGAGACUGUUAGUCACAGAUGGCCACCUCUGACAGGAGACCUUACCUUGGCCUAGAGUCCUCCCACCCUUGGGGGUUUCCUACCUGAGGUCCUCAGAAUGCUACUGGGACAGACCCAGGCAGUACCCCAGGAAGCCAUGCUGGGCCCCUACCAGGGCCUAUCCCAAAAGCAGGGACCCAGGAGGGGGCGACUUGCCCACCCCUGAAGCCCCUGUCCCGCUGGCCCCAGUUUGCGUUCUGCAGGUUUUCCAUUUUAGUGGACUUACGCUUUUAUUUCGGAGAAGACAGAUGUCUUCCCUGUCCGUUUCCAAUAGUUAAAGCCAUAUCAGUUAGACCGCAAUACUUUAAAGAUGAGACUAAACAAUCCAUACGUUUAGGGAACCAGAAAAGUCCCCUGGUCUCUCCCUCUCUAAGGAGCAGGGCCUCGGCAGCUCCAGCUCCCGGGACUUACCCUCCCCCCACCCUACCCUCUUGGGCCCCUGUGUCAUCCCACAGGGGGCCAGUGUUUGUGUCUGUGUCUGUGGUGGGGAGCCAUCUUGCACCCCUAUUGUCUGCUUGUUUCUGUUUUUUAUCCCGAGCAGGAUGGUCAUUCUCAAGAGCCUUGGGGUCCUGGGCCAGAGACAGGCAGGGACCAGUCCAGGGGCCCCAGGCCUCCCUAGACCCUGAGUGUGACAACCCCCACCUCACUUGAAGGUAGGGAAGGACACUAGUGUUAAGAAAGACCUAACCUUUAACAAGGACUCUUAGACCUCACAGGUAACGGCACAGUACAGAGCACCAGAUGGGUAGUGGAGACCAAGACACGGGGGGCUGCAAAUAGGUAAGGAAACACAGCCAUGCAAGAACCCACAUGGGCCCAAGAGACUCCAGACCCUUCAACUGAAGUCCUUGGCGGUUUCCAUGGCUCCUCUGUGCCCACAGCAGGCUCAGAGCUUUUCAGCCCCACUCAGUGCCCUUCAGGCUGGGCUGGCUUAGUCUAGAUUUACAACUCCUUUCUAACCCCCAGCAACAGAUUCUGAGGUCUUCUGAAGGUGGAGGCAAGAGAAUUUCUACUUGGUACAUACCUUGGUUCCACCCACACGAAACCCAGGGAGAUAUAAUGAUUGAUAUUUCUGAACACAAUGGGUGACCCUGGAAGGAUGCUAUGUACCACACGUUCAUGGGAGGACAGAACUUGGGUGCUUGAGCGUUGGAGAGGAUGUUCAGUCACUCGAUGUGACUAGAGCAGGAGGUGUGUGUGGUCCACAGAAUGGGCAGAUGAAUAGAUUAUGCAGAAAUGAAGUGUGCAAAUGGAAUGCUGAAAAAAGAGGACACACACACACAUACACAUGCAUACACAUACACACAUACAUACACACACAUACAUACACACAUACAUACAUACAUGCACACAUACACACAGCAUGGAUGAUGGCUGGAGACAGAAUGAGGCACAUCACCAGCAGGCAUGUGCACUCUUUAGAAAGGCCAUCAGGCUCCUGCAUCUGGAAAUUACCACCAACAAGAAGAAAAGGGGCUUCUCUGGGCCUCUAUGGAGAUGACACGGGAUAUCCAGAGUACAUGUCUGCCAUUUCAGCUCCAAAGCACCAGAAAAUGAGUCCUUAGCAGCGAAACUUCAUGGUGCUUCCUGUGGCCAUCCCAGGUAAAUGAGAGUAGGAAAGAGACAAGCUCAGAGACCCCUCACACACGGCACAGCUGGUGAACAAACCAGCCAUUCUAAAGGCUUGUGUCUAGAGUAAGUAUGGCAUGGGGUUUCCAGCCCCAAGAGUACCCACUACGAAGCUAGCAGGGUUGCCUACCCACAACUCUGCCUCCAUCUUCCUAUGGUUUGGCUAGCCCUUGACUUCAUUGGGAGGCCUGGGGAUCAGACUGGCUCCCAUGGGGGAUGUCUCCCAGCAAAUGUCCCCUGCUCUAGUCCCCAUUCCUGUUGUCCUGCCCUUCUCACCAGGGAGAGACCCGAGGUGCUCCUGCUGGCCCCGGGAUGGGGGUGGGAAGUCCCACUGAGACCCAGGUGAGAUGGACCAUCCUGCUCACGUAGGGGAACCUCUUUCCCACAACUGUGCUGUGUCCUUGUUGCUCUGCUUCCUUUAAAUGUGUCAGUCUCUGGGGGAGGGGAGGGCCACACCCCCCGCACCCCCCCUUGAACCUGACCAAAAGCCAUGGCCGUGCUCCCCACUUUGUAUGACGCAAAUGCUAAGAUGAUGUACAAUACCAACCGAGACAACAAAGAAAAAGACCUUGUACAGCA
Molecule: messenger RNA, 4539 nt
Organism: Grammomys surdaster
Lineage: Eukaryota; Metazoa; Chordata; Mammalia; Rodentia; Muridae
Gene: Cplx2
Product: complexin 2
Exons: 4
Coding region: 284-688 (134 amino acids)
Biological process (GO): synaptic vesicle exocytosis; neurotransmitter transport; regulation of neurotransmitter secretion
Cellular component (GO): terminal bouton; SNARE complex
Molecular function (GO): syntaxin binding
Source: RefSeq, a predicted model, not a curated record